CAAAUUUUGGCUCAAGCCGCGUUAGGCCAAAGGCCGCGCCAGCCCAGAGCAGCGGCGAUGGCGACAGUGCCUGUGAACCCCAAGCCCUUCUUGAAUGAUCUUACUGGUAAGCUCGUCCUCGUGAAGCUGAAGUGGGGUAUGGAGUACAAGGGAACUCUGAAAUCGAUCGACCCGUACAUGAAUCUGCAGCUGCUGAACACAGAGGAGUGGGUCGACGGCAGCUUCCGGGGGAAUCUGGGAGAGGUUUUCAUUCGGUGCAACAACGUCCUGUAUAUCCGGGGCAUGAGCGACGAGGAGUCCGACAUGGAUUGA
This is a messenger RNA of Prorocentrum cordatum, 312 nucleotides long. Lineage: Eukaryota; Dinophyceae; Prorocentrales; Prorocentraceae. The record is from the annotation of a GenBank genome assembly.